Oryzias latipes (Japanese medaka) is the source of this 2116-nucleotide messenger RNA. Its product is annotated as RING finger protein 122. Gene Ontology annotation, molecular function: ubiquitin protein ligase activity; zinc ion binding. NCBI's taxonomy places the organism in Eukaryota, Metazoa, Chordata, Actinopteri, Beloniformes, Adrianichthyidae. Gene Ontology annotation, cellular component: endomembrane system. Gene Ontology annotation, biological process: proteasome-mediated ubiquitin-dependent protein catabolic process. The record is from RefSeq and is a predicted model, not a curated record.
GUCAGCACAUCAGUGGCCUCCCCUGACUUUGCUUCGAGUGUCUCCCUCUCACGCACAUGCGCACGCGCGCGCCUGGAGGCGCCCCAUUCGCCCGCGCAGCCUCAUUGCGCCGUCCUCCGCGUGCAGAUUGGAGGACGCGGGCAGCGGGGGAGGGCCGACAGAGAGGAGCGUUGCGAGGCAAAACGGCAGGUCACAUGAGCUCAGAUCUGUUUACAAACCCGGAGCGACGGGAGGAAGGAGAGCUGCAGCUCUGAAGCACCAUUAUGGACUGAAGGAGGAAGUCUGCCACGACGAAGCGCGCUGGAGCUGUGAGACGCUCGGCGCGGCACGGCGCACUCCUGCGCGCACACUCCGCCUUUGUCCCCGAUUUUUCUUCCUUCAAUCGAAGCAGCAGAUGGUAGAGGGAGAGUAGGACCCCCUCCCCGCAAACACAUAGCAGCUUCUCUGGGGGCUGCAUGGAGCUUUCCUCACUUUUGUUUGGGCUUUAAAGGAGAUGCAGCUUCGCCUUCUGCGCUGAGGAGGACCGCAAGACCCGAGGAGUGGAGGAGGAGGAGACGGCAGAGGAGGGCGAGACUUGAGAAAAUCUCCUGCUAAAAAAGCAGCUUUAGAGAAGACAAAGCACAGAUUAAUGUUGGAUAAUUACCUUGACUGGGGAGGAGUGUCAUCCUGCUGGCUGGGGGUCUGUGAGUUGGAGGGUCAGAGAGACCUUUUUUCUGCUGGAAAGAAGCUCAUGAGGUCCCCAGGACCGGCCCAGAGCCCAGCCACAAAUCAUCUCCCAGUCUGCCCACAGAGCGCUUAAUCCAGAUUUGGAAGUGCUGAGCCAGCACAAAUUCACAAACAACAGAGACGCAGCUCAGGGCGGCCGCGUCCAGAGCGCACUCCUCCGAGUCCGAGGCUCCGGCCCGGCAGCUUGGCCCUCCUCCAGCCUUCUCCGAGCGGGGCCUGAAUUUACUGCUGCUGCCCUGGGAGUCAAAUUUCAUGCAACCAUUCCAGUGGAGUAACGGAUGCCUUUGUAGUUUGGGUCGUCAGUGCUCUGAACACGACUACAGCAUGACGUCAGACAUCUACCACCUCCCACUCAACGUGUACGUCAUCGUGCUGGGCAUCGGCCUCUUCGUCUUCAUGCUCAGCCUCAUCUUCUGCUGCUACCUUUUCAGGUUGAAACAACAAGGAACGAGGGAGCAGUUCAGCUACAAUGAGGUGGUGCUGAAAGGAGCGAGCAAGAAACUGAGUCUUCUUGGACAAACGUGCGCGGUGUGUCUGGAAGAGUUCAGGACUCGGGAUGAGCUGGGAGUGUGUCCGUGCUCACACGCAUUUCACAAGAAGUGCCUGCUCAAGUGGCUGGAGAUCCGCAGCGUGUGUCCCAUGUGCAACAAGCCCAUCCUGCGGCUCCACCCCGACGCCCCGCAGGGUGCCGAGGGACCGAUGGACCCCGAGGAGGUGUGAGGCAGCAGGGCAAACAGCAGACAACCCCCCUUCCAGGAACACGCGCAUCAAACACACUAAGGAUGACGAACAGUGAUCGUCUGACAGGAAACGUUGGGUCUGAGAGGCGCCACUUGUGACCUUCAAGCUUUCUGCCAUGACAGGAACCGCCGUGAUUCAGAGGAGGACGGAGAAGUUAGAGCAUAGGAUCUUUCAUCAAAAAUGUUCCUUGUUGUACUUUCAUGUUGCACAGUUCACCAGAAAAAUGAAGAGAGACGAUACAGGAGGCUGCCAGCGAGCUGGUGCAGCACUGCCACAGACGUCACGGAGGCGCCGAGGAGCCCGGACUAUGACCAACCUCCACGAACUCAGGGGCGUCACCAGAACAGCCAGCACAAACCCCGACGACAACAACGCAUCAGCCCGUGCCACGCAUGCAUCUUCAGUACUGCCAACGCUUCGGCAGCCAAGAGCCGCCACCACUUCAGGCUGAAACAAACCAGCUGGAAGACGAACUUCUACGUAGACGAUGUUGUUUCUGAUUGUGUCCCCGCCCCCUUUCCUUUCUCAGAAAACUAAAAACAAAAAAGAAACAGAAAAAGAUAGAAAACUAGUCUUGGCUCUGUGUACUGUACGUAAACGUCUCCCUAUAUAUUGUUUUUUUGUAUUUUAAAUAAAGCGUCCUGUCAUG